AUGAAGUGUGUGAGCCACCAGCAGGCCAGCCAGCUGCUCCACAACAAGUUUGUUGUGGUGCUGGGAGACUCCAUUCAGCGCUCAGUGUAUAAGGACCUUGUUUUGCUGUUGCAGAAGGAGAAAUAUCUCACAUCAAAACAACUUAAGAGCAAGGGUGAGAUGAGCUUUGAACAGGACCUCCUGGUGGAAGGGGGCUGUCUUGGCACACUGCACAACGGUACAGAGUACCAGGAGGUUCGACAGUUUCAAUCCGCCCACCACCUGGUCCGCUUCUACUUUGUGACGCGCAUCUACUCUCAAUACAUGCGGAGCAUCCUACAAGACUUUCGCCAGGGCUUGAAACCAGAUGUAGUCAUUGUCAACUCCUGCGUUUGGGAUAUUUCAAGAUACCUUUGCAAUUGGACUGAUAACUACAAGGACAACCUACAUAAGUUCUUUCUUGAGCUGAGUGAGAUUCUGCCUGAGGAGACCCUGGUUAUAUGGAACCUCACCAUGCCCUUAGGAGAGAAGAUCAAAGGAGGUUUCCUGGUGCCUGAGAUUGAGCACAAGGCUCCCCAGUUACGUCAGGACGUGAUUGAAGCCAACUUCUACAGCGGGACUCUGGCUGACUCUUACGGGAUGGAUGUGUUGGACCUCCACUUCCAGUUCCGCUUCUCCCUGCACCACCGUACCUCGGACGGGGUCCACUGGAACGCCCUUGCUCACCGCAGGAUAACUUCACUGCUUUUACAGCACAGUGCACGGGCCUGGGGUGUCAUCAUGCCCUGUCCACUGACUGCUGUUGAUCAUACUGAGGUUAUUGAUGCGCAGCCAUCUUUUAAGAACACUACCAAACCUACAGGAGUGGGUCGUGUAGCAAGCGCGAUUAAAUACCACCACACUCCUCCCUUCGACUACUUUUCCAACAUGGAGCACCGUCCAUCAAGAGGACAUGACUAUGACUACAGGGGAGAGCCCUGCCUCCCGUUUGGCGUCCACAACAGCCCACAGCCAUAUCACCAUAUGGCUUACAGACCUGCCCUCUCACCACCGCUUCACCUGCCAGCCUACAGAUGUCAAGACAGACCAGUUAGAAAUGGUUUCGACGACAGGCCUCCCUACCACUUUCAGCCAUACCACGAGCACCAUCAUAGCUAUGUGAUGAGGAGCCGUCACACCAGACACCACUAUGCUCCGUACACCCAUGACAGACCCCAUCAUGGCCACUACUAA
Molecule: messenger RNA, 1212 nt
Organism: Chelmon rostratus (copperband butterflyfish)
Lineage: Eukaryota; Metazoa; Chordata; Actinopteri; Chaetodontiformes; Chaetodontidae
Gene: fam113
Product: family with sequence similarity 113
Exons: 9
Coding region: 1-1212 (403 amino acids)
Source: RefSeq, a predicted model, not a curated record